AUGUCGGGUCUUACAAGUUGGCUCUGGGGGACGUCGCAGGUAGACGAGGCUGUUGACAAGGCGACCUCAGAGUUGCUCCCUACGGGCUCGGAAGACAUUGCUCUCAAUCUCGAAAUAUGCGAUCAAAUAAGGUCAAAGUCCGUACAGCCUAAGGAUGCCAUGAAGGCUCUCAAGAGGCGUCUGAAUCAUAAGAAUCCGAAUGUACAGCUCUUGGCUCUCGGGUUGACGGACGUGUGUAUCAAGAAUGGGGGUGAUCACUUUCUCGUGGAGAUAGCCUCCAGAGAGUUCAUGGACAACCUCGUGUCGAUCCUGAAGAUGCCUGCACUGAACCACGAGGUCAAGAAUAUGAUCCUCCGCUUAAUACAGAACUGGUCGAUUGCAUUCGAGGGUAGGCCCGCUCUCAGCUACGUCGGACAGGUAUACAAGGAUCUACAACGUGAAGGAUUCAACUUCCCGCCCAAGGACCCGGCAGUAACCACCUCAGCGAUCAUCGAUACGCAGACCGCGCCCGAAUGGAUUGAUUCAGACGUCUGUCUUCGAUGUCGGACGCCUUUCUCAUUCACUAAUCGUAAACACCAUUGCCGCAACUGUGGUCAAGUCUUUGACCAAGCAUGUUCCUCGAAGACGAUGCCUCUUCCUCACUUCGGGAUAACACAGGAGGUGAGGGUUUGCGAUGGAUGCUACAACAAGUUGCAGAAGAACCGAGAUAGGCCAGCGGACAGCAAAACCCAUCGCCAUUCCUCGUCUCGCCACAGGAGCACUCGGGAGUUCGAGGACGCGGAGUUACAGCGUGCAAUCCAACUCUCGUUGCAGGAAGUCGGAGCUGCGGGUGGACACCGACCGGGAUAUGUGCCUUCACAACCUUCUGGGCCGGCAUGGCAGCCAUCUUCGCCUCCUUUGGUGGAAAGGCCCGGAACCUCGGCAUCCAAGGUCGCAGACGAGGAUGAUGAUCUUGAUCUCAAGGCUGCUAUCGAAGCGAGCCUGCGAGAAGCUCAAGCCCCCAAACCGAGCGCGCCGGUAGUAGUUUCGGAGCCUCUCACUCCUUCAUACGAAUACACCACCUCCUGUGCUUCUACUUCUACGUCACGACCCGCCUACGAACCUCUGCCAAAUUACGACCUUGAGCCUUUGGAAUCUGAUGCAAUACUUACUUUCAACCAAACUAUGGAGCAGGUACAAACUCAUGGGGGCGGUCGUGAUAUAUCUCGAUUCCCGGCUGUGAACGGACUCUACGAGAAGGCUAGCGGGUUAAGGCCGAAACUGGUUCAGAGCCUCGAUGACACAGUCAAACGAGAACAAAUGCUAACGGAGAUGCACGAGAAAUUGUCGGAGGCCGUCAAGUUAUACGACCAGGUCCUCACUCAGCAAGUCUCUCAUCCACCAUGGCGAGCAUCGCCGGCCGCGGUACCCACCCAGGCAACGCCUGUAUCUGUACCUUACGUUCAGGCAACUCCCACGGGUCCCACGGAAUCUUAUGGUCAAUGGCGGGCCUCCCAACAGGCCCAGCCGAUGUCCCCGGUAUAUCAGCAGGCACCCCAAUUGACAUACACCCCAGCAGUACCAGCUGGAUACGAAGCUCCUAGCAAGUCGUACGCGCCUCCCGCUGCUUGGGGACAGUCCACGCCAGCAUCUGCUAUGUGUCCGCCCCCCAUUUCUGCUCCGCAACUUGCUCAGGCUCCGCCCGAAGCAAGCGGCCAGCAGCAGUGGCAGCAGUACGAUCCACGAGUGCAGCAACCACCGGCUCAGCAUCAACAAUACGCCCCUCCAGAGCCGAAUGGCAUGCCUGCCUAUGGUCAGAAUAUUCCUUCCUCCUCUGAACCAUCUGCUCCAUCGUUCGACCUCACACCGAAGCCUUCUCCCAUGGCCCUCCCUCAGUCACCACCUCCGCAGGCCCAAUCACCCUUCACUGUCAGAUCGCCGCCGCCUCCGUCUUCUGUCUACUCUCAAUCACCACCUGCACCGUCACUAUCACGGCAUAAUACUUUUGCUGCCUCCACUGUACCACCACUUCCUCCGACCAUGAACUCAUCAGUUUCACGACACCAUACGGUACACUCGCAAUCGUUUGCUCCACAGAUGCCUCAGCAGCAGUAUCAACAGCACCAGCACCAUGCAUCCCUCCCGAGCUUCCCUGUCGCUCCGACUGCACCGCCCGCUAUGCCGUCGUACGGCCCUCCAAUUCCGGCUGGCUUAGAGCAGGAGGAGAGGAAGGAGGCACUGUUGAUUGAUUUAUGAGUCUGAGGAUUUACCUUCUUUUGUCCGCACCUGUGUCUUGCAUGUACGUAGUCUUAUUAUGCGACAAUCAUCGUUUUACAUGCGUU
Molecule: messenger RNA, 2321 nt
Organism: Gloeophyllum trabeum ATCC 11539
Lineage: Eukaryota; Fungi; Basidiomycota; Agaricomycetes; Gloeophyllales; Gloeophyllaceae
Product: ubiquitin binding protein
Exons: 6
Coding region: 1-2235 (744 amino acids)
Molecular function (GO): ubiquitin binding; phosphatidylinositol binding; metal ion binding
Source: RefSeq, a predicted model, not a curated record